Messenger RNA from Annulohypoxylon maeteangense, 1380 nucleotides. RefSeq names its product putative adipose-regulatory protein-domain-containing protein. Gene Ontology annotation, biological process: lipid droplet organization; lipid storage. The transcript has 3 exons. The record is from RefSeq and is a predicted model, not a curated record. Gene Ontology annotation, cellular component: endoplasmic reticulum membrane. Lineage: Eukaryota; Fungi; Ascomycota; Sordariomycetes; Xylariales; Hypoxylaceae. The coding region runs from base 165 to 1286 and encodes 373 amino acids.
CGAAACACCUUCACAUGCCACCACUCACGCUGGUCCAACGCGACCAGCCUUCUCUCUGCUGUGAUCCCGGACUACAAUAUUUCUAUUCCUUCUUCGCCUAGGAACACAUAUUUUGAAAAUCGUCAGGCCCCGCGCCGAAUGGCGCUUCUACCUCCCCUGUGAAAAUGCAAUACAUAAAGGGCUCCUACAGAGCCGCGACCUCUCCGGCGGCCCAGAGAACGUACCUUAGCGCAGCUCUGUUCUUCGGUGCAUCCUUAGCGCUGCUGUGUAUUGCUGCUCUAGCUUAUCCCGUCUUCUACUAUAAUUAUGUGCCUAAGAAGCUCAUCACCAUUCCGGUGCAUCUGCAGUACGACUCUGGUGUCAAUCCCUAUGGCGUCACCUUACUUUCCUCGAAUCUUAUGCUUGAGCAGGCCUACGACGUAUCCGUGGAGCUGACGGUACCACGAUCGCCUACUAACUUACAGCGGGGAAACUUCAUGGUAGCACUAUUCGCGAUAAAAUCGGUGCCGGAUAAUCCAGCUUUCACGUUCUCCUACUCCAAGGCAAUGGAAGACAUGUACACCCACGUGAGGGAGGACAACGUCGUCUUCAUGAGCCGCCGGCCUACGCUAAUACCGUACAUGGACCCGAUCGUGAGAAUGGCGUCGCGCUUCUUAUUCUUGUUCUAUCAUAUAUUAUAUCCCGACCAAGGAGAAACCACGACACUUACAGUCCCGAUGGGUGAGCUAGUCGAGUUCAAAGAUGUGCUACCGUUGAGUUUCUUGCUUGAUGUGCAAGCCGGACAGACGCUCCAGGUAUAUUCGGCUACCAUUACCCUCGUGGCCCGACUUACUGGAAUCCGAUGGGCCAUGUAUAACCACCGCAUUAUUUCGUUUGCAGUAUGCGUCACUGUCUUCUGGGUCGCUGAAAUGCUGUCGGCAGGAUUAGCAUGGCUACUUCUGAGCCUUUUCAUCUCUGGUCGAAAGCCUGCAGAGCCGGAUGAUGACGAGGAUGUUGAACUUGACGAAAAUCCUUGGACGGGCCGGCCGCCUCUACCUAAAGCUUUCUUCCGUGGUGCACUUGAAGACUCCGAGGGUGAAGAGGCUAUAGGGGUCAAGAAAGAGGAGAGUGAUGAUGAAGAUGUGAAGGUGAAGAAAGAGAGUCCAGAGAAAGAGACAUUGAUGGAUCAGCCUGCAGAUGACGAGGAAGAUGCUGAUGAUAGAUGGAGGGAGUCAGGAGUCGGAACAAGUUUUAGUCACAAGAAGGGGGGCAGUCUGCGCAGGCGUUCGUCACGAGGCAGGUCUUGAUAAGGUAAAAUGGGUGAUUGUUAAAGGUGAAUUACCUAGCUAGCUUUUAUUCCUCACUCCACAUAAUAUAGAUACCACUUAUUUUUAUUCUGAA